Messenger RNA from Adineta steineri, 540 nucleotides. The record is from the annotation of a GenBank genome assembly. Lineage: Eukaryota; Metazoa; Rotifera; Eurotatoria; Adinetida; Adinetidae.
AUGAAUGAGUUCGGUUUACAACGCCUAUGCUUUAAAUUAAUUAAUAAUACAACUAAACAACAACAACAACAACAACAACAACAACGUAUACAGAUUUUACCACCAUUACUUGCAUCUCCAUCGGCAAUAAAUUCACCUAUAAACAUUCCACCGGCUACUACUACAACUAAUUCUUCAGUCAUAUCAUAUCCUGAAUCUCAACAUCAUACACAUUCAACAUCGAAUUCUUCUAAACGACCACGUACAAGUACAACUAGUGUAAAACAAAUUACUGCAACACCUAAAAAACUUUUUUCAUAUACACAGUAUGACUGGAAUUUUCUCUCAACAUUAUCACCAACGGUUCUUGAUUGGCUUUAUGUUAUUAAUGGUAUACAAAAGCCAGUAGAAAAAUUUGUUCGUAAACGUGAAAAACGUCCUGAUGCUAUUCUAGCUUAUUUUCUUAUUGAAACAAAAUCUGUAUCAAUCUUAUUACAAAGUAAAUUCUAUGAAUUAUUAACUCCAAAAACAAAAUAUCUUCUUUCACAUCCUGUUUGUUAA